AUGGCCGCAGUGUGCGUGAAGAAUGCAGAUCUGGCUGGAUUGCAGAGAACGACCAAUGCAGGUUUUGACUGGAGAAGUUACGCCGCAAGAGAGCUGCUACAAACCGCUAUUGAUACAGGGUUGACGGAAGUGAGAGACAAACAGCGAAGCUAUCUCAACAUGGUCAAGUGGAUGGUGAAGCAGGGCGCAGAUCCUUUUAAGAAGGACUCCUCCGGGAGGUCGGCUGUGGAUAUAGUAUCUUCGAGGAUGGAGCCACGGUUGGUUGAAGUUCAAGCCACUUUCCUUAAGCAGAUGCUGCGGGUCUUGGCAGGUCCUGGCUCCACACCACGAAAGCGGGAAACGGUUGAACUUGAUCGGACCGUCCUUCAGCGCUGGAAGGGCAUCCGAAACAAAGCCGAUAGCCACAAUGUCGCAUUUCAGACUGCAGAGGGUCCGGUGACGGCACAUGAUGUUGUGCUGGCAGUGGCCUCUCCCGUCUUGGCAGCCAUGCUUGAGUCUACCAUGGCAGAGGGCACCAGCAAAUGUAUCCAAGUCGAGGAUUCAUCAGCUGCUGCCGUGGGGCUGUUCUUGGACAUGGUGUACAUGAGUGCCACGGACAGUGAGCUGGAGUACAAGACUGUGCUUGGUGCCCUAGACCUUUCGCACCGAUGGCAGGUGCCCAGUAUCGUCCGCAUUUUCGAGAACAUAUUGGAAGACGCCCUGUCAAAUUCUAACUUUCAGGAGAUUGCGGAGGCGGCUGCUUUGAAGGAUUUGGUCAGCUUGAAACAGGCGUGUGUCGAGUUUGCACAGUUCAACAGUAGCAUCAAUGAUCUGGUUCAGCAGCGCAGGCUGCACCCAGCCGUGAUGAAGCUUCUGGGUGCACCGGAACUGGAUGAUUCACCGGCAAAGAAGCUGCGGACGUUCUGA
Symbiodinium sp. CCMP2592 is the source of this 906-nucleotide messenger RNA. Lineage: Eukaryota; Dinophyceae; Suessiales; Symbiodiniaceae. The record is from the annotation of a GenBank genome assembly.